Messenger RNA from Pelecanus crispus (Dalmatian pelican), 2177 nucleotides. The record is from RefSeq and is a predicted model, not a curated record. Lineage: Eukaryota; Metazoa; Chordata; Aves; Pelecaniformes; Pelecanidae.
UACUUGGGACAUGUCGAAGUGGAUGAAUCCAGAGGAAUGCAUAUCUGUGAAGAGGCUGUGAAGAGACUGAAAUCUGAAAGGAAGUUCUUCAAAGGCUUCUUUGGAAAAUCUGGGAAGAAAGCCGUUAAAGCAGUCCUGUGGGUUUCAGCGGAUGGACUCAGAGUUGUAGAUGAGAAAACAAAGGAUCUUAUAGUUGAUCAGACAAUAGAGAAGGUUUCUUUCUGCGCACCAGACAGGAACUUUGACCGGGCAUUCUCAUACAUCUGUCGAGAUGGCACAACGAGACGCUGGAUAUGCCACUGCUUUAUGGCCGUAAAGGACACGGGGGAAAGGUUGAGUCAUGCCGUGGGCUGUGCAUUUGCAGCAUGCCUGGAGCGAAAGCAGAAGCGAGAGAAGGAGUGUGGAGUGACUGCCACCUUUGAUGCCAGCAGAACCACAUUCACUAGAGAGGGGUCAUUCAGGGUCACUACAGCUACUGAACAAGCAGAGAGAGAGGAAAUUAUGAGACAGAUGCCGGAUGCUAAAGCAGUUGAAACAGAAGUGAAAACAGCAGCACCAGGUGCUGCACCAAACAAUACUGCCCCUUCUUCUGGCUCACCAACCUCUCCUACUGCUGAAGUUGCUGCCUCUCUGGAUAAAGAAAUGAGCAAUCCCCACGCUAUUCCACGGAGGCAUGCCCCUAUAGAACAGCUUGCCAGGCAAGGGUCUUUCAGGGGCUUCCCUGCCCUUAGCCAAAAGAUGUCUCCUUUUAAACGCCAGUUGUCUUUGCGAAUAAAUGAGCUGCCUUCAACAGUGCAAAGGAAGACCGAUUUCCCCGUGAAAAACUCAGUCCCUGAGGUAGAAGGGGAAACAGACAGCAUUAGUGCCCUGUGUUCUCAGAUCACCAGUGCUUUCAGCACACCAUCAGAAGAUCCUUUCUCGUCGGCCCCUAUGACAAAACCAGUGACAGUAGUCGCACCACAGUCUCCUGCCUUUCAAGUUAAUGGCACUACCUCUGCCUUCUGUGUGCUUGCUGCUAAACCAUCCCAAGCUGCUGUAGUAUCCACAGCUAUGCCAGUUCGUGAAACCAAUCCUUGGGCUCAUGCUCCUGCUGCUAAUACUGGAGCUGCAGCCAUGGUCACUGGCACUGAAUGGAGCAGCACCUCCUCAGGUGCAGCCUCACCAAGUCUCUUCCAAGGAAAUCACAGACGUACUCCCUCAGAGGCAGACCGCUGGUUGGAAGAGGUCUCAAAGACUGUCAGAGCCCAACAGCAGCCAACCCCAGCCCCAGCCCCAGCCCCACAGCCACUACUACAGCCUCCUCCAGCAGCUUCCCAGUCAGCACCAGCCUUCCCAGUCAGCACCUUCAUUGCACCUCAGCCUGUGCCGGUGGGAGUGGUACCGCCCAUGCAGCCAGCAUUUAUUCCAGCUCAGCCCUAUGCUGUAGCAAAUGGAAUGACCUAUGCAGCCCCAAGCGUACCUGUGGUUGGAAUCACACCUUCCCAGAUGGUAGCCAACGUCUUUGGCACUGCAAGCCACACUCCAGCAGCCCAUCCACAUCAGUCACCCAGUCUUGUCAAACAGCAGACGUUCCCUCAGUAUGAAAGCAACAGUGCUACAACCAGCCCUUUCUUCAAUCCACCCGCGCAGCACAACGGCUCUGCAGCUUUCAACGGAGUUGACGGUGGCAAAUGGGCUGCAGAGGACAAGCAUUCGCAGCCUCCCGCAGCUGCUCCGCAGGUAGACCCAUUUGAAGCACAGUGGGCAGCACUAGAGAGCAAGGCAAAGCAGCGCACUAAUCCCUCUCCAACUAACCCCUUCUCAAGUGAUUUACAGAAGACUUUUGAGAUUGAACUUUAAGCAGUCUAUGGGGGGGGUGGAUAAAUUGUACAUUAGAAUAGACGGAUAAAGGGAGCAGAGGGGACUGUUUCUGAUCAGUUUGCUUUGAUAAUCCCAAAGGUCCCUUUAGACGAAAAUGAGUUAGAAAGAGGGAGCAAUUAUGGGGAGGAUAUAAACAUACAGAGAGUUUAAUGUGCAGUUCUUAAAAGAAGUCCUGGAGCUACCCCAGUCUGCGUUCCCUCCUCACUUGGAAAGCUGGAAGUCAAACAGAGCAAAGAAAGGCACCCAGUCCCAAAGCCUGUUCUGCAGAAACAUCAAUUAUCUCACAGAAAGGAAGGCAGAUUUUGUACUUGUGUCCU